CUUCAGUCCGGAUCUCUUUGUUGUGUUUGCAGCUGCCGCUUCGCUCCACGCGCCGCCUUCACCGCCCCUGUGUCGCGCGAAGGACGCGCAGCCGGAGCGCCCCGGUGCUUUCAGUGAGGGUGUGACUGACAGCAGCGCCUGGCUGCUACAUAGAUCUGCUGCCAAAGGCGCGGAGUUUCAGUGGAGGAGGGACCUUGUAGAGAGGAUGCUGCUGCCGCUGCCUCCAUCCUGGCAGAACCGGACCGCCGCCGCUGAGGCUUCCUGAAUCUCUCCGCUUCUUUGCGGGACGCUCAGGACCGCUGCGCCUUUUCAUUGCGUUUAUAUAGGAAUUACGCGAAAGUGUGCGCAGCUCGUGAACCCAACCAAACUGACUGCGGGGUUCGGGUCUUCUCCAUGAUGCUGACGGGCCCUGGGAGGUGUCGCCGGCACCCGGGCGGGGUUGUCCGGUGCCUGGUGUCCGCCUACCUGCUGUCGCUGCUGCUGCACCUGCCGGAGGCUCUGGCUUCUUAUCAGCCACAGAGCGGAGAGUGCAAAGGCAAAGGGAAGGAGUGCUCAGAUCUGUCAGAGAAGAAGAGCGACCUGAGGGUCUGUGACGACUCCACCUGCAGAUACGGAGGCGUCUGCCGAGACGACGGCGCUCAGCUCAAAUGUGUCUGCCAGUUCCAGUGCCACAAAAACUACAUCCCAGUGUGCGGCUCUAAUGGAGACACCUACCAGAACGAGUGCUACCGACGGCAGGCCGCCUGCAAACAGCAGAAACUCAUCUCCAGAGUCCACGACGGGCCGUGCUCCACCGACCCUGGUUCUGGUUCAGGAGACGGAGACGAUGAUGAGGGCUCAGCCUCUGACGUCGGGAAGAAGUUUACCAAAUGCAGCACGUGUAAAUAUGGAGCAGAAUGUGACGAAGACUCAGAGGAUGUCUGGUGCAUAUGCAACAUCGACUGCAGCGGCCAUAACGAAAACCCGGUCUGUGCCACAGACGGAAACUCCUACAACAACCCCUGCCUGGUCAGAGAGGCGUCGUGCAUGAAGCAGGAGCAGAUAGACGUCAAACACCUGGGGAGGUGCCUCGCGGAUAAAGAAAAACUGGGAAAGAAGGACGACAGCAGCCCGUUCAAAGUCAACGUCUUAGAAACUACAGGCCUGGAUCAAGGAGAAGGCUUCUACGCCGGCAUGCCCAUCCCCUGUGCUGACAGCUACGCUGGCUUCUGUGUCCAUGGUAAAUGUGAGAUCAAGUACAACAUGGCCACCUGCAGGUGCGACGCAGGAUACAAAGGUGCUCAGUGUGACGAGCCUCAGGAUUUCAACAUCCUGUACGUUGUUCCCAGUGGACAGAAGCUCCACUACGUCCUGAUCGCAGCCAUUAUUGGAGCUGUGCAAAUCGCCAUCAUUGUUGCCGUGGUAAUGUGCAUCACUAGGAAAUGUCCAAAAAACAACAGAGGUCGUCGGCAAAAACAAAACCUCGGCCAUUUUUCCUCGGACACAAACUCCCGGAUGGUAUAGCCUUGUUUCACAGCGGUUCCCUUUGAUAAGUAUUUUUCUCAAAAGGCGGGAAUGCCACUUUUUUUAACCGUUUUUCCUGAAAAAAAUAAAAAAAACUUUAAAAGAAGAAUAUUUAUUUAAGAGGCCUUAUUUUCCUCUUGUUUUCAGGCAUGGAAUUUCAUUUUUCUUUUCCAAGCUGUUGAACCAACACAAACCUUUACUUUUGCCUGACUUUGAAUACUGGCCAACAGAGCAACAUGUGCCCCUCUGGAAUGUGAUAUUUAUUGAAUUGUUUUCAUUAAAAAAAGGUCUUCUUCCCCGUCUGUUCUGCUCCUUACUAAUGAUGUGCAGCUGAUCACCAAAUGUUGUUUAUUUUUAGAGUUUUUUGUUUUCAUGAGAGGGACCCAGCCAGUCUAAUAGAUUCAUUUACAUUUUAUUCUUUGGUAGGAAAAUAUCUUUUAAGGCUUCAGUUAAACUAAGCUAAUAAUUUAUAACCAUUGGUAUCAUUUUCUUGGAGGUAGUUUUUACUCAAGGUUUUUACGUUAGCUUUGAUUCUGACUUGUAGUUCUUGUAAAUUAGCAUGACUUGUGAAAACUGUGUACUGUGGUGUAGUUCCAACUUUUUACCAGGAAAUGUCACCGGACUCUCCAUCUGGUUCACCCCUGUCCCGUAGGCACUGGGAAGUCCGACUAGCUGACGGAGGACGCUGUGGACGGUGUUUAAAUGAUGAAUGUGGCUUUUUUUGAAAACACACAAGGACCUAUAAAGGAAAUGUGGACGUUCAUUUAAUGGCUAACAGGCUGGAAUGUGUUUUGCAUCCUUGUUCGUGAACCUGGGAGGUAGAGGAUUGUAAAUGAAGGACUUUUUGUUGGAUCUCAGAAGGAGAUCAGCGCUCCCUGAGCCGCUUCACGUUAUCACAGGACUCCUUGGUCACCGAUAUGGAAGAGGCUUUAGUGUCUUCUUUGAAUGUUAAAAAGAGGGUGUUUUUUAUCUUAAUUUUAUAUUUUCUUCUCUGUGACACAUUCCAAGCACAUAGGAAUCCAUUAAGAAAUUCAUAUACUUCACAUGUUCCAUCGGGGAAUAUGUACAACAUUUCCUGCUGGUAUAAACAGGAAUAAAAAUGUGUCUUUCAGAUGUUAGUGGUGUGCAGGUAACUUACUGCCGUUGAACUUUUUUUCUUUUUUGUCGUAUUAACGUUUUGAAGUCUUGAGGCCAAUUCUCGGUUUCCGUGUCCGUAUGUCUGUAAUGAUCCACACGGGUCAAUCUGAUGUAAAUCAUUGUCCUUUUUUCAUGUUGUUCCCAAUAAACAGAAAUCCAACAAAGUC
Cyprinodon variegatus (sheepshead minnow) is the source of this 2807-nucleotide messenger RNA. RefSeq names its product transmembrane protein with EGF-like and two follistatin-like domains 1 (gene tmeff1a). Bases 394 to 1503 code for a protein of 369 amino acids. Lineage: Eukaryota; Metazoa; Chordata; Actinopteri; Cyprinodontiformes; Cyprinodontidae. The transcript has 10 exons. The record is from RefSeq and is a predicted model, not a curated record. Gene Ontology annotation, molecular function: protein binding.